UGGGCAUUGUUGAAAUCAGGAACUCAAGAUGGAAUUCUUCAGUAUAGACAAGACUAUUUUAAUGCACUUCAUCCUGCUGGGCAUGGUGAUUGAGAGCAGCCAGGGAUGCUACUGUGAACAUUAUCCGUGGGGGCCGUGGUCCAGCUGUUCGCAAACCUGCAAUUAUGGUACACAGAGAAGGCAUAGGCAAAUAAGGACAGAUGAAUAUUACAUGCAAAACUUCUGUGAUCGGCUAUGCACAAAGGAGGAAUCUCGUCCAUGUAGCCAGCAGGCAUGUCCUAUCAACUGUCGGCUUGGAGACUUUGGCCCUUGGUCAGAAUGUGACCCAUGUGUUAAAAAGCAAUUUCGUGUCCGGUCACUGCUUAACCCAUCACAGUUUGGGGGUCAGGCCUGCACUGAGCCACUAGUGGAUUCCCGGCCAUGCUUCCCAACUAAACUCUGCAAGAUAGUGGAAGUCGAUUGCAAGAAUAAAUUCCAGUGUGAAAGUGGUCGUUGUAUUGCAAAAAAGCUGGUAUGCAAUGGGGAAAAUGACUGUGGGGACAAUUCAGAUGAAAGAAAUUGUGGGAAGAAAAAGACAGUGUGUAACAGAAAUUAUGAGAGCAUCCCAAGCGUGCAUUUAAUAGGCAGUGGAUUUCACGUUCUGGCAGGAGAGAGUCGAGGGGAGGUUCUUGGCAACUCAUUCAAUGGAGGACAAUGCACAACAGUGAAGCGCAAUGACACAAGGAAACUUUAUCGUGUUCCUGCAAAUUUGGAGGCUGUCAGCUUUCAGGUAAUAGAUGAAGAGGAUGAUGUAGCAACAGAUUUCUACAAUGAUUUAACUCCUCUGAGUGACAGUGAUGCUAGAAGUAGUUCGUCUACUCAUCAUGGCAAAAAAUCUUCUGGAAUUCCACUUUUAUUCUCAAAAAAGCAAAGGAUUAAAGUCACAUCAACUUCCUCCUUCAAGAAAGCCAUUGAAGCCUCAUAUGAAAAGAAUUCCAACUUUAUUCGAGUCCAUAAAGUUAUUUCUGUUGCGAACUUUACAAUGAAACAGUCAAACUUGCAACUUUCAGACGUCUUCCUAAAAGCACUUAAUCACCUACCCCUGGACUACAACUAUGCUUUAUACAGCAGAAUAUUUGAUGACUUUGGCACUCAUUAUUACACUUCUGGGAGAAUGGGUGGUUCCUAUGACAUUCUUUACCAGUACAGCUCAGAGGAGCUCAAAAACUCAGGUCUGAGAGUGGAUGAAUCAACGGAGUGUGUCCGAACAGAAACCACUAGGCGUGUCUUUUUCAGAAAGAAAAAGAAAGUCAGUACGAGAUGCACUACAAACAGGAUGACUGUGAAACACGAAGGCUCCAUUCUGGAGUCAGCUGAGCAAUCGAUGUCUCUGGUAAAAGGCGGAAGGUCAGAAUAUGCUGCAGCUCUUGCAUGGGAAAAAAAGGGGGCUUUUCCAGACCACACGAUCUUCACAAACUGGCUGGAAUCAACAAAGGACAAUCCUGUGGUGGUUGACUUUGAGGUGUCGCCCAUCGUGGAUUUGGUGAAGAAUGUGCCAUGUGCGGUGACCAGACGUCGCAACCUCCAGAGAGCCCUCCGGGAAUACGCGGGCAGGUUCGACCCCUGCCAGUGCGCCCCGUGCCCCAACAACGGCCGGCCCGUGCUCUCGGGGACGGAGUGCCUCUGCCUGUGUCCUGCAGGCACCUACGGCAACAACUGUGAGAGGCGAACCCCAGACUACAACUCAGUUGCUGUAGACGGCCGCUGGGGCUGCUGGUCUGAAUGGAGCUCAUGUGAUGCUUCCUUUAAGAAAAGAAGGACUCGAAAGUGCAAUAACCCUGCCCCUAUGAAUGGAGGGAAGCCCUGUGAGGGUGAGCAGGAAGAGGAGGAGGACUGUUAUGUCUCUUUGUUCACAGACAGAGGGGCUCCUUGUAUAAAUGAUGAUGAAGCAAGAAGAGAAGAUGAGAUCUUGAUUGGUGAGCCUGAGUCUGGAUGCUUCAGGCCAGACCCACCAGAAAAUGGCUUUAUCAGGAAUGAAAAGAACCAGUAUGCUGUGGGGGAGGAAGCUGAAAUUGCCUGCAUGACUGGUCACGUCCUCAGUGGUUAUCAGUACCUUAGGUGUCUGCCAGAUCAAACCUGGACACACAUUACAACUUGCUGUAAAUAUUCUUGCACCACGAAAACACUUUUUUUCUUAUUUAUUGCAGCUUCAGUAUGCCUAAGACCACUCGUCUCUUACAGCAUCCUGAUUUCACCAUUUAAACAACAGUACAAUAUUGGUGAAACUAUUAAGUUAAGCUGCCAAGCUGGGUAUAUAGUCACUGGUCAAACAGAGUAUACUUGUGGAGAAGAUCUGUCCUGGUCACCAUCUAUUUCAAGAUCUAUUACCUGUGAAAAAGAUGAGCAAACUAUGAUUAGAAAUGUUUGCAGACCAGGACAAAAACAGGUUGGAUCACAGUGUGUUUGUGCAUCUCCAGGAGAGGACUGUGGCCACUACUCAGAAGACCUCUGUGUGCUGCAUGCUGCUUCAGAACAGACCAUGACAAAACCCAGCUGCGAGUAUUUCGCUGAAAAUUGCCUCCAAGAGCAGUCAUUUCAUUUCUUGUACAUUGGCCCCUGCCGUAAUGAUGCCAGCCAAGACUGGGCUAUUGAAAGGGCAAAGCUCUCUACAAAUAGCCUGAAGAAAGUACCAUGUGGCUAUGACACCUGCUAUGAUUGGGAAGAGUGUGCAGGGACAGAGACCCAGUGCUCCUGCCUGCUGCCUUACCAGUGCCCCAGAGAUGACAGCCAGACUCACUGCAUUCAGAUGGUGUCGAGCGGGAGGAGGAAGGCAGUCAGCCUUUGCACGCUAGCAGCUAUGAAGUGUGCUGGAGUGAAAAUAGAGGAGCUGAACCCGGACAGCUGCCUGGGGUAA
This is a messenger RNA of Tinamus guttatus (white-throated tinamou), 2893 nucleotides long. The record is from RefSeq and is a predicted model, not a curated record. Lineage: Eukaryota; Metazoa; Chordata; Aves; Tinamiformes; Tinamidae.